Molecule: messenger RNA, 1479 nt
Organism: Purpureocillium lilacinum
Lineage: Eukaryota; Fungi; Ascomycota; Sordariomycetes; Hypocreales; Ophiocordycipitaceae
Molecular function (GO): iron ion binding; oxidoreductase activity, acting on paired donors, with incorporation or reduction of molecular oxygen; heme binding
Source: RefSeq, a predicted model, not a curated record
AUGGCUAUUGUUACAGUGAGCGGCGGCAUAAUCGCCCUCGUCGGGGCGGUUCUGGCGCUGGUGCUUGCCCGGACCGUCGUCCAGGUCGCCCGUUCGUCGGCAUCCAAGGUCCCCGGACCGUGGUACUCCAACUGGACGAGCCUUGUGCUUGAUCUCCAUUUCCUGCACGGAACGAGGAGCUUUUACGUGCAUGCCUUGCACGAACAAUAUGGCCCCGUCGUGCGCAUCGCCCCGAAUGAGGUCGACAUCACGGACCUCGAGGCCGUCAAGACGAUAUACACGGUCAAGGAGACGUUUGUCAAGUCGCAGUUCUACCGGCGCAUCGUGUCGCCCGGGUCCGAGUCCAUGUUCAGCACCGUCAGCAUCGACUUCCACCGGCGCCACCGCCGGCUUCUCGCCUCGCCCAUGUCCGAGUCGUCGCUCAAGGCCGUCAUGCCGCAGAUCCGCGCCCUGUCCGACCUCGCCGUGCAGCGCAUCGAGGAGGAGAUGAAGACGCGCGGGUCCGCGGACGUGCUCAAGUGGUGGCUCUUUAUGGCGACGGAUAUCAUCGGCCAGCUGACCUUUGGGGACUCGUUUCGCAUGCUCGAGCUUGGACGUAAAAACGAGUACGCGCAUGAGCUGGAACGAGUUGGCCGCAUAGGCGCCAUUCGCGCCUCCUUCCCCUCCAUCGUCAGCCUCGCAUACAAGACGCCCUUCCGCCUACCCGUCUUCCAAGCCGCCGUAGAAGCCAGCCGCAACAUGACGCGCUACGCGACAGACUCGCUCAACCGCUACCGCCGCGUUGUCGAGAACGAUACGACGUUCGUGCAGCAGACGCUCUUCACCAAGGUCUUCAAGGCCGAGGAGGACGAGAAGAUGCCCUUCCGCGAAGUCCGCGACGAGGCCCAGUCGUACAUCGUCGCGGGGAGCGACACCACGGCCAACUCCAUGACGUACCUGACGUGGGCCGUCUGCCGCCACCCGUCCAUCCGUGACGCCCUGGUGAAGGAGCUGCGCACGCUGCCGGAGGACUACACCGAGGCGCAGCUGCGAGACCUGCCGUAUCUGGAGAAGGUCAUUGAUGAGACGCUGCGGCUCUACUCUGCGGCGCCGUCGGGACUGCCGCGCGUGGUACCCUCCGGUGGAUGCCAGCUGGCGGGAUAUUGGUUCGACGAGGGCACGACUGUCAGCACCCAGGCUUACAGUAUGCAUCGGGAUCCCGUCGUAUUCCCGCAGCCAGACGCCUUCAUCCCGUCGCGGUGGGCGGAACCCACAAAGGCCAUGAAGGACUCGUACAUGCCGUUUGGCCGCGGCUCGCGUGUGUGCAUCGGGCAACACCUCGCCAAGAUUGAACUGCGGCUCGCCACCGCGCGCUUCUUCCUCACCUUCCCGGAUGCCCAGAUGUCGUCGCUCGAGGGCAUGUCGGACCGGGACAUGGAGCCCAAGAUCCAUUUCCUCUCUGGCCCGUCUGGCGGACGGUGUCUGAUCCAAGCGGCGUAG